AUGGAGGCGGCGUCUGUCGAGAAGGAUGGGCACAGUGGCAACGACUUGCUUGGCCUGAUGCUGCAGUCCAACAGGGCGUCCGAUUCAGGCCAGAGGAUGAGCACCCAGGACGUGAUCGAGGAGCUCAAGCUCUUCUACUUCGCGGGGAUGGAGACCACGGCGGCGCUGCUCACAUGGACGCUCGUCGUGCUCGGCAUGCACCCCGAGUGGCAGGACCGGGCCAGGGAGGAGGUCCUGGGCGUCUUCGGCACAGACGACACACCCAGCUUCGACGGCCUAAGCAGAUUGAAAAAGGUAACGAUGGUACUGAACGAGGUGCUGAGGCUCUACCCGCCGGCGGUCACCAUGAACCGGAAGACGUCCAAGGAGACACAGAUCGGGGGCAUCACGUACCCUGCGGACAUAGUCCUCGAGAUGCCCAUCAUCCUGCUUCACCACAGCCCGGACCUGUGGGGGGACGACGUGCUCGAGUUCAAGCCAGAGAGGUUCGCGGAGGGGAUCUCCAAGGCAACCAAGGACGGCCAGCCGGGCUUCUUCCCCUUCGGCUGGGGGCCCAGGAUCUGCAUCGGCCAGAACUUCACGCUGCUCGAAGCCAAGAUGGCGCUGAGCAUGAUCCUUCAGCGCUUCGAGUGGCGGCUCUCGCCUUCCUACGCCCACGCGCCGUGCACCGUCUUGACGCUGCAGCCUCAGCAUGGCGCGCAGAUUAUACUCAAGAGUCUAUGAUGGCCGGCCGCUCAUCUUGUCCAGCUAUAGCAUCUUCGUUGUCAUGCUUAAAAUCCGUAGUUCAAGAACAUUGCAAAUAUGGGGAAUACAAAGGAAGAUAUCUCAACCGCAAUCUAGCUAGUGUUGGCAGAAACGAGGUGGAAGAACACAUAAUAGACAUACGAACGCCCUCUUUGGUUUUUUUUUUUCUUCGAUAAUGGGUGUUUUAUCGGUUUUGCUAUGUCUCAGUUAACUUGAGAUUUUCUUAA
Lolium perenne is the source of this 971-nucleotide messenger RNA. Lineage: Eukaryota; Viridiplantae; Streptophyta; Magnoliopsida; Poales; Poaceae. The record is from RefSeq and is a predicted model, not a curated record.